Nakaseomyces glabratus is the source of this 1581-nucleotide messenger RNA. It is a transcript of the gene PFU1, whose product is annotated as Pfu1p. The record is from RefSeq and is a predicted model, not a curated record. Lineage: Eukaryota; Fungi; Ascomycota; Saccharomycetes; Saccharomycetales; Saccharomycetaceae.
AUGGCUAAUAAGUCAAGACCGAGAAGGGCAGCUGUGCCCUAUCGGAAGUACGUUGGUGGCCAGGGAUAUAUGCAGAAUGUUAUGUUAUCACGGUAUAAGACUACCGGAAAGAGAGUAGUCGAUGGAGAAGAUGAUCUAAGCGAUGAGUACUAUGAUGGUGACGAGUAUGAUGGAAAUGAGAAGAAUACAAAUAAAUCUGGUGAGUUGAAGAUCAUAGGUGCAAAGACUAGACGCACUGAUUCUGUUGGAAACGAUAUAUUGACAGAGAGUGAUGAUGAAGGACAGGAUGAAGAGAGCAAAACUUCAAAGAGGAAAAAUAGAAAUAAACGUUUAUCUAGUCAUGGAAGAAAACGGAGUACAAACUUGUCACUUGAAGGCUUGACCAUACAGGAUGAUGAAGUGGAAUGCGAACCUCCUAUGAUACCGAUGAAGAUUCCAUUAGAGAUUCAAAGACGUGUUGUUAAGUACUAUUUCGAUCUGGUAGAAGAGACAGAAUAUGAAAAAGAAAAUACUGAGUUUGAAAACAUUAUGAACGUUAUGUUGGUAUCUAAAUACUGGUAUUAUUUGUCUCUGGGAAGACUUUAUCGGGCCCCCAAACUAUCAAGUAGAAACUUUAACGCUUUUGUGGAAACAAUAACCUCAGCUGUUACAACAACGUCUAUGCCCGGAGCUGGCUCCAAGAAAAUAGAUAGAUACAGAUUAGGAGAUCUGGUUCAGAUGCUUGAUUUAUCCACAAUUUUACAAAGUGGUAAGAAUUCCAAUGUCUCCAAAUUACUUAGAAGAUGCUCCAAUAAUUUACUUGCAUUUACGGCACCUCAAACAAGCUUUGGUUAUGCGCCACUUAUUUCUCUAAAAAAUUGCCAUAAGUUAAGAUUUCUUGAUCUAGGACUUGUUUCCGAAACAGUCAAACUGAAAGAUCUUUUUAAAGCUAUAAGUAACUUCAACGAACUUACACAUCUUUCUUUCCCAAGAAGCUCAAUAGAUUGCGAAGGUUUCCAAGAAUUUUGCUGGCCAAAUAACCUUCAAUAUCUGAAGCUAAGUGGAGGGAUAACCAAUGAAUUUGUUGCUAUGACCAACUGGCCUGAAACAAUAACCACUUUAGAAUUCUCAUUUUGCCCACAAGUAGACGAGCAGUCUAUAUAUACAGUUUUGGCAAAAAUUGGACAUAACUUAAAGCACUUGUCAUUUUUUUAUCCAAUGCCCGCCUUGAGAGAGAACUCACUCGAUUUUAUUUUCAGGUAUUGCAGGAACCUGUUGUCUGUAAGACUACAAGUUGAUUACUGCUCGAAAUGGUUAUUUUCUGAAUACAUUCUGACUCCAAUAGAACCGGACCUACCCCUGGAAGUAAGAAGACAAGCUAGACCUCUAAGGACCAUAUAUUUGGAUUGUAGUGGCUCCUUAGGUCUUGCUUCAAAGAUUCAUCCGGAUGAUUUCACAAUCGCUUUACUUGAAUCUAGAUUACCAAGCUUAAAGAAUAUCUCUGUAUCGUCUAAACUUGGCUGGGAUAUGAAUGGGGACGAUGUUGCAGAUCUACUUACUGCCUUUGAGGAACAAGACGGCAGUUUAUACGUAUCCUACUAA